Aptenodytes forsteri (emperor penguin) is the source of this 642-nucleotide messenger RNA. It is a transcript of the gene ST3GAL2, whose product is annotated as ST3 beta-galactoside alpha-2,3-sialyltransferase 2. Gene Ontology annotation, molecular function: beta-galactoside (CMP) alpha-2,3-sialyltransferase activity. Lineage: Eukaryota; Metazoa; Chordata; Aves; Sphenisciformes; Spheniscidae. The transcript is spliced from 5 exons. The record is from RefSeq and is a predicted model, not a curated record. Bases 1 to 642 code for a protein of 213 amino acids.
AUGCUGCAGCCCCAGUUCAAGUCCCACAACACCCACGAGGUCCUGAGCAAGCUCUUCCAGAUCGUACCGGGCGAGGAUCCCUACCGCUCCCGCGACCCGCGCCACUGCCGCCGCUGUGCCGUGGUCGGCAACUCGGGCAAUCUGCGCGGCUCCGGCUACGGACCGGAGAUCGACGGGCAUGACUUCGUCAUGCGGAUGAACCAGGCCCCCACGGUGGGUUUCGAGGGCGACGUGGGCGGUCGGACCACGCACCACUUCAUGUACCCCGAGAGUGCCAAGAACCUGCCCGCCAAUGUCAGCUUCGUGCUGGUGCCCUUCAAAACCCUGGACCUGCUCUGGAUUGCCAGUGCCCUCUCCACCGGCCAGAUCAGGUUCACUUAUGCGCCCGUGAAGCCUUUUCUGCGGGUGGACAAAGAAAAGGUGCAGAUCUACAACCCUGCCUUCUUCAAGUACAUCCACGACCGCUGGACAGAGCACCACGGGCGCUACCCCUCCACCGGCAUGCUGGUGCUUUUCUUCGCCCUCCACGUCUGUGACGAGAGCGGCCGCCGGCCACAGGCACGAGGAGCAUGCUGCACGCCCGGCGCGGAGGGGGCCGCGGGGCCGACGAGCACCACUGUACUGUACAUAGAGGAGAUGUAG